UAAGAAACAUUUCCUCGGUUUAAUAUUUCGAUACCUUUCCAUUKUUCCACCGAUCCCUUUGCUUCGUACCAAUCUUCACCGACACCAUGUUUCGAUUGACCAUUUCCAAAGUUUACAUUCUUGUUCUCGCUGUCAUCGCCGCGUCUUCCGGGGCAAAGGCCAAUUCUGCCACUGACGCCAUCAAUAAUGCGAACGAAUCCGUGAAUGAGGCAUUGAAUAAUGCGAACGAAUCCGUGAAUGACGCAAUGAAUACGGCAAACGAAGCCGUGAGCAAUGCAAACGAUUCGGCAAACGAGGCCAUCAAUAAUGCCAACGAAGCGACAAACGAGGCCAUCAAUAAUGCCAACGAAGCGACAAACGAGGCCCUCAACAAUGCAAACAAUGCCGUCGAUGAAGCUAUUGGUAACAUGCAGGAUACGAACUCAACAAGCGAAGCUUCAGCUGCUGAGGGYGUAGAUGAAGCAGAAUCGUCUUCUGCGGCAUAUGGAAUGAUGGCUGGGGCUGUGUUCUCCRUUCUUGCCACCGUAAUUUCUUUGUAAAGAGACCGAGUAAAGUCUUUUCAUCGUU
Molecule: messenger RNA, 567 nt
Organism: Pseudo-nitzschia multistriata
Lineage: Eukaryota; Bacillariophyta; Bacillariophyceae; Bacillariales; Bacillariaceae
Source: the annotation of a GenBank genome assembly